AAAUACUUACUACAUUGCUGUUCCCUCCCAUUAAUCAGAAAUAAAUGUGGUAAAAAGGACCAAUUGCAAACCCCCGGCACAAGGAGGAAGAAGAGUGUGUAAGGGAGGUGGAAAGGGGGAGGAGAUGUUAGAAACAGAGGGAUGGACAUCAUUUUUCGCUGUGAGCAGACUUUUUAUAGCUCGGUAAAAAAAAACAUUCAGUAUAACUCAGCGAGGAGGACUGAUGCUCGGAAACUCUCACUCUCACUUUCCUCCGGUCACUUUGUCUCCCCUUGAUUGUCCUCCUCAUCUUCUGUGCUGUGGGCUGUUCAGAGGAGAAACCAAGGAUAGCACUUCCUGCCUCUGAGGAGAAGAUGAAGUCCUGUUUGCUUUUUCUCAUCACCUGCGUGACCCUUCUCCCGCUGUGCCGCGCCACUCCUCUCUUCUACAACACAUCCAUGGACGGCAGCGGAGACGAAGCAGAGCUGGAGCUCCUUUUCCCAACCUCCUUCUCCACGAGAGCCCCUGUCCAGGUCUCCGCUGCCACCGAAGCCCCCAGCCUCACCAGGACCAUCACCAACACCAUCACCAUCACCAUGAUUCGCCUGAAGGACUUUGUCCUCACUCGAGUUGUGGACUUCCUGCAGGAGAAUCUGCUCAUCCUCAUCGUUGUGACCUCUCUUCUCAUCGUCAUGGUCUUCAUCAUCUGCUGCGCCUGUGCAAUGAGUCAUAAGCGCAAGUUGGAGGCCUAUAAGCCCCUCCCUCCUUCAAACAAGAAGCACGUGGCUGAUAAAACAGGCGCAGGCAAAAAGUCCAGCGAGCCCCAGGAGAGGCCGUACGCCGUCGACCACGUCAAGAGGGUCCAGACUCAGAGCAUGGCCUCCCCCAAGCACCUGCGCGUGCCCUCCAAGGCUCUGGUGGGCGAAAGGGGCAGAGAUGUCAGGUCGUCGCCUUGCCAGGAGGUCAGAAAGGUCAGAGAGGCAGAAGAGGCGGAGAAGCGGAGAGAGGAGCCCAAGCACAAGGAGCAGCCAAAGUACCGGGAGGAGGUGCAGCAGAGCUCCAACCCCGGCACCAGCUCAGGCCAUUCAGUCUGCACCUGCCACCUGAAAAAAGGCCACCAUUAGAGCAUGGUCAGGGCUGAUGUUGGCCUAAGAGGUGAAACAGAUCAGACAGGUUGGUUGUACUUCAAACAUGUAGAAACAUAUUUAGAAAAUGCAUUUGUGAUUGGAAUCUGGCCCAUUUACAACCACCAAGGAGUGUAUUCAUGGCGCUCAUUAAAAAAACAUCCAAAGAUUAAACAGUUCAAUUUAGAAGUUUGUGAAUAUGUGAACUAUGGCUUGAAUAAAAAAUGGUGUUGAUAGAAGAUAUGUUUUUAGAAAACAAAAUAGUGAGUUGUGUUGCUGCAUAAAUCCUGUCUAUAAAUUCUGCACGUCGCAACAUAUGUUAAAAAGCCAAAUGCCAACAACCAUUAAACCCUCACAGUGGCUCCUUGUCCUUACUUUAGGUGUGAUCAAACAGCUAGCUGUGUUGUUUGUUAGUGAUAGCCACAGUUAGCCUUAACUAAUAUCAUAUCACUGUGCCAUUAAAGUAGCAUCACUUGAAACGGCAAAGGAACAUUUUUCUUUUAGAUUGAUUGAGGAGAAAGACGAGAAAAAUUAUAUUUAGAAGGUAAUUAAGAAUGGAAAUCCUUAUCAUUUCUCUAGAUUGAAAGGAUAAACAAGUGUUCGUGUGCUUUGAUACCGAGUUGUAUUACUCCAUAUGCCUGCCUAUAGACAGAGGAAUCUCCUCAGCAUGUCCUGCUGUACGCUGUGGCUUCUUUUCACCCGCUACAACCAACCAGUCGUUUGGAGCAAAACCUUUGCUGCUGUAAGUAAAGCAAAGUGACACUCCAGUAAACCUGAGUUGUUGGAUAAGCAACACAAGAAUCUCUUUAUAUUUACAUUCAUAUUUAGUUUUAUGUUAUUUUAUGUCAUAUCAUAUUGUAUAUUACUCUACAAACCUAAUUCACAAAUUUUUACACCAAAAGAGCCAUUUUUAACAGUGUUACUGGGAAGUUUAAGUAGAAACAUACAUAUAUAUCUAUUAUCUAUCUGUCUAUAUAUUUAUUUGGUUGAUAGUUCUGAUGUGCAUUCAAUAUAAGUAGAGGUUCUGGGGUAAAAACCUUGUGAAUCAGGUUUGUAUCUGUAAGAAGUAAUACUUAUGUUUAAGAUAAAUCAUGUUUUGUUUUCAGUGUAAUAAUGUGUAACGAGUCAAAACUAGAAUACGGAGAUAGGUAGUAGUGUUCAUCUUUACCUGGUGUAAUACAAUUAACUUUAACUUAUGUUGGCUAAAACAGUGUCUUAAGUUCACGCUUACAUAUAUUUGUCUGACAUCAUUUAGAUAUAAAUUCUGAUUACACUGGAGAAACUAAUUUGUAGAAACUCUCCAGCUCCCUAGCCCAUCAAGGUAAUGACUCUGAGGGCCACACUUUGUUCAUGUCUAAAACUCUUGAACCUCGGAUUGAUGUCCUCACAUCACGGUUCCACACGGAUAAGUUGUUUACAAAA
Molecule: messenger RNA, 2525 nt
Organism: Pungitius pungitius (ninespine stickleback)
Lineage: Eukaryota; Metazoa; Chordata; Actinopteri; Perciformes; Gasterosteidae
Gene: tmem119a
Product: transmembrane protein 119a
Exons: 2
Coding region: 354-1103 (249 amino acids)
Biological process (GO): positive regulation of osteoblast differentiation; positive regulation of bone mineralization; positive regulation of osteoblast proliferation
Cellular component (GO): plasma membrane
Source: RefSeq, a predicted model, not a curated record